Molecule: messenger RNA, 1164 nt
Organism: Trichophyton benhamiae CBS 112371
Lineage: Eukaryota; Fungi; Ascomycota; Eurotiomycetes; Onygenales; Arthrodermataceae
Product: high osmolarity glycerol pathway protein Nbp2, putative
Exons: 1
Coding region: 1-1164 (387 amino acids)
Molecular function (GO): protein binding
Source: RefSeq, a predicted model, not a curated record
AUGUACAGCCAGCAACAACUACCUCCGAUAGCAUAUGGCGAUGGGCCUCCGUAUAGUGAAGACGAAGAUUUACAUAGCCCCGUCGUCACCACCUCACGGCAUCGAAAGUAUAAGUCCGGCCACUCUAGUGAGAGCAGACCUGGCUCACGCCGACGCAAAGGGUCGGGUUUCGGUGACCCCGACAAUAACGGUGAUGCUGAGAAGGGUGUCUUGAUUGGUGUUAACGGAGAUGGAAGCGAGACAUAUUAUGUUAGAGACGAAGAUGCGGAUGAUGAUGGACCAGGAGGCGAGUACGUGACCUACCCAGCAGGGGAUGGCAGACGCUCAUACCACCCGGGUUUUGGUGACCAAGGCGGGGCUGGAGGUGCCGGUUUAGGUAACUCCGCCCAUAACCACGGAGCUUACGAUAGAGAUUUCGAGCUAGCCUCUGACGACGAUAUAUCAGACGACGAUGCGUGGAACGACCCUUCUAGAUACUCGCGAGAUUACCAAUUUACAAUUGUUUCUCCAGAUGAGGAGAUGCAUGGUAAAGCUGUUGCUCUCUUCGAUUUCACUCGCGAGCACGAAAACGAACUUCCUUUGAAAGAAGGCCAGGUAAUUCUGGUUUCUUAUCGCCAUGGCCAGGGAUGGCUCGUUGCUGAAGACCCGAGGACUGGAGAAAGUGGACUGGUUCCAGAGGAAUUUGUACGCCUUGUCAGGGAUAUCGAAGGCGGAUUGAAUUCUCUCAAUGGCGAUUUGAAUAUGAUCGACCCUAAUACUGCCGGAAGUGAAUCCGAACAAACACCGGUUGCCACCACUCUACCGGCCUCGCAAUUGAACGAUGCUCAUAUUAGUAGUGAUACUGCCGAUACGGAUGCACAAGUCCACGCCCCGGUUGAAAUCGAUACGACUGAUAGUGGAACACAAGAAGUGGAUAUACCAACUACACAAAGCAAAGAAACCGAAAAGGACAAAGCAAGAGAAAAGCAUCCUCCGGUCGUGUCGACCUUUUCAACGAGCAGCAAAGACCUAAAUCCCUACCCUUCACACCUACUUAGUGGUCAUCAGCAUAGCAGGUCCAUGCCUCCCCCGAUUGAACAUUCAGAAGCUCAGUUGGCCCGUUCCAACUCUGGUGCAACAAAAAGAACCAAGAGUGUGUCUAAACGAGCCUCUGAGUCGGCCUAA